GCAACACCAAGAAGAACAAUUUAAAUGUUAAGAAUAUUUUUAUGUGCAACCUUAGCAUACUGCGUACCAGUGCUAAGAUUGACAUCAGACAGUUGACGCCAGCACGUCGAUUCACGACCAAUUUUUUUCUCGUCAAACUCCACAAGCGCACGGCAGAAUCUUCGAAACCUGCGCACAUCAGUUGUCCGUCAUUGGUUACAGCAGCUGAGGUCAGACUAGAGAAGUUAAAAAACAACAUUUAACAACAAGAAGAAUACAAGAUUUCACGAUGGUUAUAUACAUUCCAUGGAUGAAAAAUACAAGGGUAGAGGGACAACUUGCCAAACUUACACUGUCGAAAGAUGAUCUGAUUAAACAAAUGAAACUAAUAACGGAGGACAUGAACAAUGGACUUGCAGCCGAUGAAGAAACAAGGCUCAAGUCUUCAAUAGCAAUGUUAGUAACAUAUGUACGAAAUACACCAUCUGGAAAAGAAUCUGGUGACUUUUUGGCUCUUGAUCUUGGUGGAACAAAUUUCCGUGUUUUGUUGAUCUCUAUUGAACAAAAUCACAUCACCAUGGAUAGUAAAGUCAUGCCUAUGAGCAAGGACCUGAUGACCAGUGAUGCGGUUACAUUAUUUGAUUACAUUGCUGAGUGUAUUUGUAAUUUUGUAAAAGAAAAAAAUGUACAAGACAAAGUGCUACCUUUAGGGUUUACCUUCUCCUUCCCGGUGAAAAUGUUAAGUCUCACUUCAGGUGUACUAGUCAAGUGGACAAAGGGCUUUACAGCAUCUGGAGUGGAGAAUAAGGAUGUGGUUGUCCUUUUAAAAGAAGCUCUCCUUCGAAAGAAGGAAUACAUGAUUGAAAUUGUUGGUUUGGUCAAUGAUACCACUGGCACACUUAUGUCUUGUGCUUGGGAAGACCAGGAGGUCACUAUAGGUCUUAUUCUUGGUACAGGGACAAAUGCCUGUUACAUGGAGCGUCUGGAAAAUGUUGCAAAAUGGACAGGAAAAAUUGAUGAACCAAAACAAGUCAUUAUUAAUACCGAAUGGGGAGCAUUCGGGGAUAAUGGCUCUUUGGAUUGGAUACGAACCGAAUAUGAUCGAGAGGUUGAUGCAAACUCUUUGAACCCUGGAAAUCAAAUUUUUGAGAAAAUGAUCUCGGGAAUGUAUCUCGGAGAGAUUGUGAGACUCGUUUGUGUACACCUGAUCUCAAAAGGAUUACUUUUUGGUGGCUUGUGCACUGAGAAGAUUGCCAAGAGGGAAAACUUCUUGACAAAAUAUGUGUCAGACAUAGAAAGUGGCCAACCAGAAAGAAUCAACAAGGUUUUGCAAGAGCUCGGUUAUGAUGAGCAGAAAGCAGAAGAUGUAGAUCGUCUUAAACAAAUCUGUCAUGUUAUGUCAGAAAGAGCUGCACGUCUUGCCUCUGCUGGCCUUGCAGCAAUAGUCAAGAAAAUUGGACGCUCUUGUUGUACUAUUGCUGUGGAUGGUUCAUUGUUUAAGAAACAUCCAAAAUUUAAGACAUACAUGGAGAGUACACUGAGUGAACUUCUUCCUGGGAACACGAUAAAAUUAAUGUUAUCUGAAGACGGAUCAGGCAAAGGAGCUGCACUUGUUGCUGCUGUUGCAAGCCAACAACAAACAUGAAAUAUACUGACUUAUUACGGUGAUAUUUUUACUGUCAUGGACUGUAUUAUGCCUUUUAUUGCACAAAGCAAUGUUACUUUAAAGAAAUAAAUGAUAUACUAUUUUGCAAUUGCA
Messenger RNA from Xenia sp. Carnegie-2017, 1738 nucleotides. RefSeq names its product hexokinase-2-like. Gene Ontology annotation, molecular function: glucokinase activity; ATP binding; mannokinase activity. The record is from RefSeq and is a predicted model, not a curated record. Gene Ontology annotation, biological process: glycolytic process; glucose 6-phosphate metabolic process; intracellular glucose homeostasis. Bases 269 to 1624 code for a protein of 451 amino acids. Gene Ontology annotation, cellular component: mitochondrion; cytosol. Lineage: Eukaryota; Metazoa; Cnidaria; Anthozoa; Malacalcyonacea; Xeniidae. The transcript has 6 exons.